Molecule: messenger RNA, 1540 nt
Organism: Aphis gossypii (cotton aphid)
Lineage: Eukaryota; Metazoa; Arthropoda; Insecta; Hemiptera; Aphididae
Exons: 2
Coding region: 213-971 (252 amino acids)
Source: RefSeq, a predicted model, not a curated record
GAAACCCAGCAAACAGUGCACGUUCUGGCGUCGAAGAAUCUACAGCUACUGUGCCAAGGCAUUUGCACAAAUCUUUAACAGUCAAAAUCGAUAUCUUUGCGCGUUUAGCAUAAUAAAACAUUAUUGUACACGGCGUACGGUAAUUAUUUUAAAACAUAACUUGAUACCGAGUUCAGUGACAGUUAGUGCGGAAAAAAAUUACUGAUACCAUAAUGAGUCGGUUACCAAUGGUGUUGAUGUGCGUAGUGGUGAUUUUAGCUUUGGGAGGCCGUUCCGAAGCUUACUGUGGAUUACGAUCUGGUGACGGCGAUGACGGAGGUGGUGUAGACAAUUUCAUCACAUGUCUUAAGGCCAAGGCGAUCGCGACAAUGGACCGCAUGUCACGGGAUGAUUCGUUACCCUUAACAGGAUCAGUGACACUAGUCCACGGAGACUUAUCUCACCGUCGGCAACGGUCGGAUCCAGGUCCAGUAGUUAACGAACGUGAUCUUCAGUCAAAACCAGACGAAACACUUAACCAUAUGCUUUACGAAAAGGCUGUAGGACUUCUCAGUGGUCGAGUUGUCAAAGUUGGCUUACCCGAAGUCACGACAGAUGAUUUGAGGACAGCCUUAGAAGAAGGUCGUGGAAAAAUGAAGAAAACCAUGGGAAUGAUGAUGACGAUGGCUGGCAUGAAGGCAAUGAUGAUCAUACCGCUGGCGCUUGGACUACUGUUUCUGAUGGCCGGAAAGGCAUUGAUCAUCAGCAAAAUAGCACUGAUUCUGUCAUUGAUCAUUACGCUAAAGAAACUUUUAUCGAAGUCUGGUGGCAGCGAGCACAUGGUUCAUGAGAGUCACUCGUCGUCGGGUUCCGGAUGGCCAUCGGGCGGAAGUUCGGGUGGCGGAGGCUGGGACAAGAGAUCGUCGUCGUCGGAGGCUGCUGCUGCUGCAAGUCACAUUUUGGCUUACAGAUCGUAUAACAAGCCAUAUUAAAGAUAUAAUUACAAAUAUUAAAAUUGUCACGUUAUUCGACACCGUGUGCACAUCACGUUGUCGUGAAACGAUUAUUUAUUAUAUGUAUUAGUUAGUAGUAUUUAUUAUUAUUAUUUAUUAUUUAUAUUAUGUUAAUUACUGUACGUUUAAAAAAUGACAAUAUCAUCGGUUUAUACAGUAUAUUAUACUAUUUACCGAGUCUUGAUAGCAAAAUCGCCAGUAACCUACAGAAAAAAAUUUAAUAUUUAAAUUCAAUUUUGUUUUUUUUUUUUAUAUUUAUAUAGGACAUUCCAAUUUUAUAAUAAUUUAUUCAACGCUCAAUUUUUUUUUAUGCAUAGUAUAACGUGUUUUUUAUGCUAUUAUAUUAGAGCAUUUUCCAUUCCUUUAUAAAAUGUAUUAUCGAUCGUGUUAUUUUCAUAUUAUUAUAAAACUUAUAAUUUUUUUAUUAUUGUGGAAUUGGAAAUAAUAUUUUAAAUUAUUUUGUUCAACCAUGUUGUUUUAAUAAUAGUAAUAACUCAAAAUUUCAUAUUAAUAUAGGACAUUCAUUAAAUAAAUUUGUAUUUUUAAAA